GAGCGUUUUCCAUGUCAGACAGAGGACGGGGUAGAGGCGGUGGACAACAUCAAGGCCGUGGCAGAGUCCGUGGCAGAGGCCGUGGACGAGGACACUUCGCUACAGCGUCAGCAACACCCACCUGUCCCGGAAAACCAAUUGGCGGUCGCACAUCAGAACAUGAAGCAGUUGGAAGCUCGUCUAGCGCGUCGCGUCCAUCUCUUGAAGGUGCACAAAUUGCAGUGUCGGAAUAUGGCACACGCGCUAGGCGGCGAGGAGAAGAGGAAGUUUGUGAUAAGUCAGAGAGAAUGGGACGGUGUGAAGCUGCGGCCAAAGGAAUAUCAGAAUUGAGUUUAUCUUGUAGCCCCACUUCUCCGCUUACUGGCCAGGCGUUACAACGUUCUCAACUUUCUGUUCCACGCACAGAACCAGCUCUAGGUGCGGUUACUGGACAGGCUAAGGCAUCUUCCUGUCCUGUUGAGGGAGCAAACCCACCUACUGUGUCACCUAGUCAGCCUGCUACUAGCGCUUCAACUCAAGCUGUAGAGAAGAGAAGUGGCUCGGGAUUUAGACCUCCAGAUCGGCCUGGUUUUGGUUCAGUUGGGAGGCUGAUUGCACUGCGUGCGAACCGUUUUAAAGUUUCAUUGUCUGAUAAGCCAACGUUAGCUGUGAUAUAUCAUUAUGACGUCAAGUUUAGUCCUGAGUUGAAACCUCAGAGAAUUGGGAAUGAUGUGAUUGAAGAGUGGGUGAAGAAAUAUGCCAGAAAAUUAGGAGGAUUACGUCCAGUGUUUGAUGGGAAGGCGAAUUUGUAUGUAUCCAGACAGCUGCCAGAAGAAGAGGCAUCUUACGAUGUCAGUUUCAAGAUAAGGGAAGAUGAAAAAGAAACAAACUAUACAGUGACUGUCAAAUAUGCCGCUGCCAUUCCAGUUCAGAAAUUAAAGGAUGCUCUUGCUGGACGUAUACAGUCAUGUCCACAAGAGGUAAUACAAGCUCUGGACAUCAUCAUGCGAAUGACAGCUAGAGUGACUUUAACAACUAUUGGACGAUCUGUGUUUGGUUCUGGUCCUCGUGAAAGCUUAGGGCAAGGACGGGAAAUGUGGAUUGGCUAUUACCAGACCGUCAGACCAAAUUUAUGGGGUGUGGAUUUGACAGUUGACGUGUCAGCUACAGCUUUCUAUGAGGAACGUUUCAUAGAUGAGUAUUUGUGCGAGGUCAUGGGUUGGUCGGGUAUUCGUGGAUCAUUGUCCCCAAGAGAUAGAGAGAGAUUUUUAGUUGAAAUUAAGGGUGUGAGAGUGGUUGCUACACAUUUGCCGUAUUUCCGUAAGUUUACAGUUUGUGAUGUGACUAAAGAGCCAGCAGAUAAGUUGAGCUUUGAUCUCGAUCAAGAGGGAGGCGGUUCCAUUAAGUGCACUGUGGCACGAUAUUUUCAAGAUAAAUACAAUCGUCGUCUUAAGUAUCCGAGUCUACCAUGUCUACAGGUGGCACCCAAAGAAAAGAAGAGAUUCUUUCCUAUGGAGGUGUGUAGGAUUGCCCCUAAACAGAGGUGUUUGAAGAAACUGCCUGAAAAAUUAGUGGCAGCAAUGAUCAAGAAAACUGCACGUCCACCAGCUGAACGACAAGCACAGAUAAUGAAUUUUGUCUCUGAUGCCAACUUUAAUAGGGAUCCAUACAUCAGCCAGUUUGGCAUUACCGUUGACAUCAAAAUGUGUGAACUUAAAGGCCGUGUGUUACCUCCACCACAGUUGCAAUACGGAGGCAACCGUAACUUGGUCACUCCCAGAGAUGGUGUAUGGGAUAUGAGAGGAAACUUGUUUUUGGAAGGAAAGCGGGUGACAAAUUGGGCUUUGCUCUGCUUUGUGUCAGGUGGUGGAAGAGGAGGAGAACGAGGAGGAGGAAGAGGUGGAAGAGGACGUAGUGGCUACGGUGGAGGUGGAGGAAGGGAGGGAAUUCAUCAGUGCUGUUGCUAUACUUUGUCAUCUCAACUACAACGAAUCAGUAAAGAUCAUGCAAUGCCAGUAGUUCAAGACCCAGUGUUUCAUCAACAUGCAGACAAUGAACGGCAGCUUGAGAGUCUGUUCCGUGUAAUGAAGCAAGAAUGUCCUAAUAUUGAGCUGGUGGUGGCUAUUCUGCCACAACAACAAUACAACUGCAAGGAUAUCUACAGUGAGCUAAAGCGUUUGGGUGAUCUCGAACAUGAGAUACCGUCACAGUGUGUUGUUGAUAAGAUAGCAAAGGACAGUAAACCACAAGUUUUGUCAAAUUUGUGUUUGAAGAUCAAUGCAAAGUUGGGAGGCAUAAAUGUGGCUGUUCCCAAAAUUUCAAGAUGCCCUACAUUCAAACCCGAUGAGGCAGUAAUAUUCUUUGGUGCUGACGUUACUCAUCCUUCUCCCGGAACAGCAAGAGAUGAGAGCAUGCCUUCCAUAGCUGCAGUUGUAGGAAGCAUUGACAACAAGGCAUGCAAGUACGCAUGUCAAGUACGAUCUCAAGCAUCCAAAAAGGAAAUCAUCACUGAACUCCAAGGAAUGGUGAGAGAGUUGCUUGUAGAGUAUUUCAAGCGGACAAAUUUGAAACCAACUCGUGUAAUCUUUUACCGUGAUGGUGUGAGCGAAGGACAAUUUUCGGAGGUUCUUGUUGAGGAACUACGAGCUAUACAGAGAGCAUGCUCAUCUCUUGAAGUCAAUUAUCGGCCUGGCAUAACAAUGGUGGUUGUACAAAAGCGUCAUCACACUCGUUUCUUUCCCGUUGAUAAGAGAGAUGGUGUCGGUAAAUCUGGAAACAUUCCACCUGGCACUGUUGUGGACAGAGUUGUUGUGCAUCCUAUUCAAUUUGACUUCUUCCUUUGCAGUCACCAAGGCAUACAAGGAACGAGUCGUCCUACUUACUAUCAUGUGCUUUGGGAUGACAACAAUUUUACUGCUGAUGAUCUCCAGAUGCUAACAUACCAACUCUGUCACGUUUAUGUACGUUGCACGAGAUCUGUAUCGUUGCCAGCUCCUGUCUAUUAUGCCCAUCUUGCUGCUUAUCGAGCUCGUUGCUACCCAAGGAUGAGUCACCCAGCAAGUAGUUCAGCGAGUCCAAGAAAAUACAGCACGAUGAAAAUGAUGUAUUUUACUUAGUUUCCUAUGUCAGACUAUAUCAGUGUUAUUUGAGUUGACGUUGCUUACAGUACGUAGAUCGUACAUGUUUGCAUGACUUUUAGACAUCAAUGUCGUUUGGUUAGGAAAGAGCAUGCAUGUUUGGGUUUUAUAUACAUGGUAUUAAUUAAGUUGCCAAUACAAACUGAAAGAAUGUA
Corticium candelabrum is the source of this 3271-nucleotide messenger RNA. RefSeq names its product protein argonaute-2-like. Gene Ontology annotation, molecular function: single-stranded RNA binding; RNA endonuclease activity; miRNA binding. The record is from RefSeq and is a predicted model, not a curated record. Gene Ontology annotation, biological process: regulatory ncRNA-mediated post-transcriptional gene silencing. The transcript has 23 exons. The coding region runs from base 12 to 3095 and encodes 1027 amino acids. NCBI's taxonomy places the organism in Eukaryota, Metazoa, Porifera, Homoscleromorpha, Homosclerophorida, Plakinidae.